AUGGAUUUCCGAAACUUAAAUUCCCUGAACGUUCGCGCGAACUUCCUCUCGGGCAAUCUGUUGCCCUUGGAAUCCGAUGACUCGCGAUAUUCAAUCAGUUGGAAAUUGUACGGUGUCCUGAUGUGGUUACUUCAAAUGGUGCAAAUGAGCGUGCUGAUUCCUGGUCUCGUCAUGGUACCGCGGGAAAAAAUUCUGAUUGAUGGCACUGUUAUCGUAGUGGUCACCAUCGAAGCGUUCUUCAUGGUAGGGCGAAUUUACGGCCACAAAGAACUGGUGGAUCAAUUUAUUCGGAAGCUGAAUGACAUCUUAUGUGUCGAAGAUAAUAACAUGAGGAGCAUUGUGAAGACGACUCUCAAACCUAUGGAGGCUCCGCUCCAAUUUUAUUGGGUGGCUGGUGGUCUGUCUGUCUUGCUAUGGUGUUGCAUACCGUUUCUGUUAGUCUCUGAAAAAAUAUCCUUCCGUUACGAGGAUUACAGAGUACCAGCGGUCUUUUCCAAGCAGCCAUUCUCGACCGAAGUCUUCCUAUUGGGCAGCAUCUUCAUACUAAUCGGCAACAUGUAUAUCUUUUUGAAAAAAGGCAGCGUAGAUAUUUACAUGAUAUAUCUUGUGAUGAUGAUAACGGCGCAAUAUCGCUAUAUCGCCAAAAAACUCGCCGCAACAUUUCGAGAUGCAAAUUUGCCAAGUGAACUGCAACAAUGUUAUCCCGAUAUAGAUCGAUGGGUUGAGAAAGAAAUAAAAGCGUUGUGUCGGCAUCACACUACUGUACUAUGUUUAUCUUCUAUACUAAAAAAAUUGCUGUCUUUGAGCUUCAGUAUGGUUUAUGUGAACAGCGUCUUACGGUUUUGUUUUAUCGGUAUUAUGUUGAGCACAGUACUAUCAACGACAUUUAUAGAAAGUUUACCGAUUGUCAUGUUUACAUGUGGUUCUGUAGUGCAGUUUUACAUAUUGUGCUCUUGCAUGCAACAAUUACAAGACGCGAACGAAUAUGAAAUUAACUGUGGUUGUUUCUACUACUGGGGUUUCUACUACUGGGGUCGUUUCAACUUUUAA
Messenger RNA from Dinoponera quadriceps, 1050 nucleotides. RefSeq lists its product as uncharacterized. The transcript has 4 exons. Bases 1 to 1050 code for a protein of 349 amino acids. The record is from RefSeq and is a predicted model, not a curated record. NCBI's taxonomy places the organism in Eukaryota, Metazoa, Arthropoda, Insecta, Hymenoptera, Formicidae.